GUCGUUACAUUUUCCAGCACAUCUAGCUAAGGCAUUCACAAAAUGGCCAUAGACAUAAUCUGGUUUAGGGAGAUUGCAGCAGCAACUCUAGUCUUUUUUCUCACCAGGUUCUUCCUCGGUUCCCUCCUCCUCCUCCUCAAACCCGCCCGUAAACUCCCGCCCGGUCCGAAAGGAUGGCCGGUCAUUGGCGCCUUACCCCUUCUCGGAACCAUGCCUCAUGUCACCCUGGCCCAAAUGGCCAAGAAAUAUGGACCCAUCGUCUACCUGAAAAUGGGCACUUGCGACAUGGUGGUGGCCUCGACUCCCGCGUCGGCCCGAGCCUUCCUGAAAACCCUGGACACGAAUUUCUCGAACCGGCCACCCAAUGCCGGCGCAACCCACUUGGCUUACGACAGCCAAGACUUGGUCUUCGCUGACUACGGCCCGAAGUGGACGUCGUUGCGCAAGCUGUGCAACGUGCACAUGCUCGGCGGAAAAGCGCUCGAUGACACGGCCCACGUCCGGGCCACGGAGCUGGGGUACAUGCUCCGGGCCAUGGUCGACUCGAGCAAACGGGGAGAGCCGGUGGUGAUAUCGGAGCUGAUGACUUACGCCAUGGCCAACAUCGUAGGGCAAGUGACAAUCGGGCGUCGCGUGUUUGUCACGCACGGUUCGGAGUCGAACGAGUUCAAGGACAUGGUGGUGGAGCUCAUGACCAAAGCCGGACUGUUCAACGUCGGCGAUUUUAUUCCUGCGAUCGCAUGGAUGGACCUGCAAGGGAUCGUCGGUCGCAUGAAGAAGAUGCACAGCAAGUGGGAUGCUCUGAUAUCGAAGAUGGUAACGGAGCACGCUGAGACGGCUCACGAUCGUCGAGGGAGCCCGGACUUUCUUGAUGUUCUUAUGGCUAACAGAGAACAAAAUUCGAAGGGCACUGGACUUAGCAUCACCAACAUUAAAGCGCUCCUUUUGAAUCUAUUUACCGCCGGUACCGAUACAUCCUCCAGCGUGAUCGAAUGGGCACUGGCUGAAAUGGUGCUGAAUCCCGCCAUCCUCAAACGGGCACAACAAGAGAUGGAUCAGGUCAUUGGAAAAGACAGGAGAUUACAAGAGUCCGACGUGCCGAAACUGCCUUACCUGCAAGCCAUAUGCAAAGAAACCUACCGGAAGCACCCUUCCACCCCGCUCAACCUCCCCCGGAUCUCGUCCGAAGCGUGCGAGGUGAACGGCUACUACGUGCCCAAGAACACGAGGCUGAGCGUGAACAUAUGGGCGAUCGGGAGGGACCCCGACGUCUGGGAAAACCCCCUGGAGUUCGACCCGGAGAGGUUCAUGAGCGGGAAGAACGCGAAGAUGGACCCGCGGGGGAACGACUUUGAGCUGAUUCCGUUCGGGGCGGGGCGGAGGAUAUGCGCGGGGACCAGGAUGGGGGUCGUGAUGGUGGAGUACUUUCUGGGCACGUUGGUGCACUCGUUCGACUGGAAAUUGCCGGAUGGAAUGGCUGAGCUGAACAUGGAUGAGGCCUUUGGCCUUGCUUUGCAGAAGGCCGUGCCUCUGGCGGCUAUAGUUACCCCGCGGUUGCAUUCAAGUGCUUAUGCUAUGUAGCUAGCUAGGUUGCAGUUGUAGCUAGGUCCUAGUGUGUUUUGUGUUGUUUUGUUGCCCUCGCUGUCUGGAGGGUUUGUGCUGGUUGUGCCUGUUUUUUUUGUCUUCCUAGAUUGUUUCUGUUGUUCUUAUUUCUGGGGUAUGCGACCCUUAAUUAGAACGUGUAGCUGGUUUCGUUUUAAUGCAA
This is a messenger RNA of Rhododendron vialii, 1765 nucleotides long. RefSeq names its product flavonoid 3',5'-hydroxylase 2-like. Gene Ontology annotation, molecular function: iron ion binding; monooxygenase activity; heme binding. Lineage: Eukaryota; Viridiplantae; Streptophyta; Magnoliopsida; Ericales; Ericaceae. Bases 43 to 1581 code for a protein of 512 amino acids. The transcript has 2 exons. The record is from RefSeq and is a predicted model, not a curated record.